CUACAUCUAUUGUCUACAGAUGCAGGCAGAAAGGGACCCAGAAACCUUACGCCGUCAAAAUGUUGAAGAAGACAGUAGACAAGAAAAUUGUCCGCACAGAAAUAGGAGUGCUGCUUCGCCUUUCACAUCCAAACAUUAUAAAACUGAAGGAGAUAUUUGAGACCCCUACAGAAAUCAGUCUUGUUCUGGAACUGGUCACAGGUGGCGAGCUGUUUGACAGGAUUGUGGAAAAGGGUUAUUACAGUGAACGAGAUGCUGCUGAUGCUGUUAAACAAAUCCUGGAGGCAGUUGCUUAUCUGCAUGCAAAUGGGAUUGUGCAUCGUGACUUGAAGCCAGAGAAUCUGCUCUAUGCAACACCAGCACCGGAUGCACCAUUAAAAAUUGCUGAUUUUGGACUUUCCAAGAUUGUGGAAGAUCAGGUUACCAUGAAAACGGUUUGUGGAACUCCAGGAUACUGUGCACCAGAAAUCCUGCGUGGAUGUGCCUAUGGCCCCGAGGUGGACAUGUGGUCUUUGGGGAUUAUCACCUACAUCCUACUUUGUGGCUUUGAACCAUUCUAUGAUGAAAGGGGAGAUCAGUAUAUGUUUAAGAGGAUCCUGAACUGUGAAUAUGACUUUGUUUCCCCCUGGUGGGAUGAUGUGUCUCUGAAUGCCAAGGAUUUAGUUAAGAAGUUGAUUGUUUUGGACCCCAAGAAACGCCUCACCACUCUGCAGGCCUUGCAGCACCCAUGGGUCACAGGGAAGGCAGCGAAUUUUGCACAUAUGGACAAUGCACAGAAGAAACUCCAAGAAUUCAAUGCUCGGCGUAAACUUAAGGCUGCAGUAAAAGCUGUGGUGGCCUCGACUCGCCUUGGCAGUGCAAGUGGCCAUGGUGUCCACGAGAGCAACAAGCCCAGCCGCAACCCAUCUCCUGUCCACGACGGCCAGGCUGAAGAGAAACCCACUCAGGAAGCAGAAGCCGCUCCCGAAGAAAUGUCUUAAGUCAUUUGCUUCCUUGUUUCAGCUGAGAUCUAUCAUUUCAUACACCAGCUAAUUUGUCAUUCAGCAAGAGAGAUUCAUAAGCUUGGCCGCUGUGGUUCUGCUUUGGGGUACUGAAUGCCCUGGCUGGUGACUCUACCUUCAAUGCAUGUGACUGCUUAUGAAAAUAGUAAACUGUUCCAUAAGGCAUGUCAUGGAAACAGUGUUAUUUGCAGUAAUACCAACAGGUGAAAAUAGGAGAAUGAAUAACUACCUACCAUAAUGCAUAUAUUUCAUAAACAUCUAUACAGUGUUUCUAGGUGGCAUUUGAAACAAAGCCUAUUUAAUUUGGUUUUACGGAAGUAGAUGUCUUCUGUAUGUCAUGACAUCUCUUUGAACUGCUUCCUUCCAGAAUCGUAGUCCUGCAGUAGAUGAAAUGGAAGGAAACACCAAGCCAGUGCUUUUAAAACUGAUGUAUUAAAAAAAAAAUGCUUUUUAUCUGUAAUAUUUAAAAAUUGUUUGGAGAUUUAUAUGCAAAAAACAUUCCACUACUUCUGGGAAGAAAUUGAAAUGUUAGUUCCACUGAGCAUGAAACUGUACAUUCCUCAAGCUUGUGUUGAGAAUGCCUUACUUGGACUUUACCAGUUUAUAUACAGUAUUUUAACAACAACCAAAAUUAUUCAGAUUUCUGCCAUUUCAUUCUCUAGUAAAAUGUUAGCAAAUAAAAAAUAUAGAGUAGAAGAGGAUUAGAGUAGAUGCAAAUUUUUGAAAUUCCAUUGUAUUUAUUCAUGACUUUCUAAACUGUGCAGCUAGAACAUGUUUUUAUGGAGCCUAGGGGAAUAAUCUGCAAUUACACAGGUUUUAAAUGCUUGAAGGAAGCUACUCCACAGCCUAAUGAUUUUGCUCUGGGGAAACACUCUUAUAAAAGAUCUGGGAGCCAGUAGUAUAAUCUCAUUGCUCCCCAGGUAAUUUAAUCUCAUGAAUAACCAGUUUCCACUUAUCACCAUAAUUAGUCCAGAUUUUCCUAACAAAGGACAGAUCCUGUAAAAUGAUCCACGAACCCAGGUCUUACAUCCACCUAGAGCUGCUCUGAUUUCAGUUACAAGCUGUGUGCAUGGAUCAGUUUACAAAAUUAGGGUCAGGCUCUUGAGCCAUCAUGAUUAUUUGUCGAACAUAAUGGAUAGGAAUUGGAAAAUUACCUGCGUCAGUAUAUAUGACCAUUUACAUUGUUUGUUAUUACUUUGAUAGCACGUGAAUUUCAUAAUGUAUUAGUAUGUUUCAGAAAGUAAGAACCUGAUGUACAACAAUGUCAUUUGUGUUUGUUAAACUUUUUAAUACUAAUAGUUACCUAAACCCGUAAUACACUCAACAUUCCUCUUUUAAUGGUUUUCAUUUGCAAUUAUUUGGCCUUGCACAACUUGCCUUGCCAAAAUAUAUCAGCUACUGAAAAAAGCCAGUCACUAAUAAAAUAUUCAGUAGCUAUACUUCCUGUUGAAAUUAAGUAAAAGGUAAUAGAAUAGUAUUCACAUGUCAGGUUUGCUAAAUAGUACAAAAAAAUUUAAGAUACUGCCUUCACUAGGUGAGAAUGCAUGUUUACGAAUGUAUUGUCCAUUAUAUUUAUAUCCAUUUCUUACAACUCUUUGAAUAUGUGAAAGAAAUUAAUGACUAAGGACAGUUGAAAUUGAGAGUAUGUGUAUACAUCCUUUUCCCAGGUGAUGUGCUUUCAGGUAAUAUAAUGAUUUAAACUGAAAGGUCUUGUCAGCUCUGUAAUGACUGCAACAGUAGCAAGAUUUUGUCUUAAUUUUAGAGUUCAGGCUAGGAACAGGCUGUUACAAAACUACUGCAGGUUUUCCAUUGGGAAAAAAAGUAUUAUCAGAGUAAUCACAGGGGAAAAGGUGAUAGGUAUACCCACACAAAUAGUAAUAUAUACCCAUCAGAUUCUUGAAAUUGUUCUGUGCUAGAUUAUACCUUAGCGUAUCAUAAAUACCAACCAAUGCCGUGCAACUGGGGAUCUCUGGGACAUCAUGAACUUUGAGGCAGGUUGGUCUUGUGCAUAAAGGCUCCGGGCCUUACAAUAUCUUUGC
Nothoprocta perdicaria is the source of this 3040-nucleotide messenger RNA. It is a transcript of the gene CAMK4, whose product is annotated as calcium/calmodulin dependent protein kinase IV. The record is from RefSeq and is a predicted model, not a curated record. Gene Ontology annotation, molecular function: calcium/calmodulin-dependent protein kinase activity; calmodulin binding; ATP binding. Lineage: Eukaryota; Metazoa; Chordata; Aves; Tinamiformes; Tinamidae. Gene Ontology annotation, biological process: protein phosphorylation. The transcript is spliced from 10 exons. The coding region runs from base 60 to 980 and encodes 306 amino acids.